AUGGUAGGUGGUAGUGGUUGUCAUGUUGUUGAUGUUAUUGUGGGGGAUAAGAGAGUUGUGGAGGUUGAUGAUGGUAAUUCUUGUAGGACUAAUUCUGUAACUUGUGAGAGUUCUUUUGUGAAUGAUUGUGAUGAUGUUGGUGGUUUGUUGCGUAGUUUUUAUCCAAAACCAGAGAGAGUUUUGUUGUCUGCUAGUUGGAAGGGGAUUAUACAUAGUGUUGGUCAAGAAUUUGAAGGUGAAGUGCCGGGGUUCCGCAUUGCAUUGGCUAAGUAUGCAGUUGAGUGUGAUUUUGCAGUGAAUUAUUUGAAGAACAAUGCAACAAGAGUAACCGCUGAAUGUAUGAUGAAGUCGUCUACGGGUUGUAAAUGGUUUGUGCAUGGAAGGGUGUUGAUGGAUUCUGGUGUUUUUUUUAUAAUGAAGUUAGAUAAUGUGCAUACUUGUAGGGUUGUUGCUCGUAGAUCUUGUAGCAAAAUGGUUGGUUCUAGACUUGUGUCUGAUAUUGUGCAAAAUGAUAUUAGUGAUAAUCCGUUGACUCGUCCUAUUGAACUUCGAUGGUACCUUGAGACGGCUAUGAGAACGAAUCCGGGAAGUGUGUUUGAAUUAGAUGUGGAUGAAAGUAGUGGGUGUUUUCGGAGGUUGUUUGUGGCAUUUCAUGGAUGUUUGUAUGGCUUUCAAUUUUGUCGUCCGCUGUUGUUUGUUGAUGGUACAUUUUUGAAGGGGCAUUUGCUUGCAGCAACAUCAAAGGAUGGUAAUCAAGGUUUGUUUCCUUUGGAUUUUGCGAUUGUUGACCCUGAAAAUCAAGAUAAUUGGAUGUGGUUCUUAAGUCAGUUGUUGAAGGCUGUUGGUUCAGGCCGGAGAUUGACUUUUGUGUCGGACCUUAAAUGUGCUUAUGCGCCAACGGUUGCUUCUUUCCAACAUUAUAUGGAGAAAUUGAGGCGUAUUGCUAGGAAUGGUAGAGUUGAUAGUAUGUUGGAUGGUUUGCAAAAUGAUAAGUGGGCCAAUGCAUUUUUUAGAAGGAAACGAUAUGGUGAGAUGUCAUCUAAUGCUGCCGAGUCUUACAAUAAUUGGAUUGGUGGGGCCCGUGAGUUGCCUAUUACUUGUAUGGUUGAUAUGAUUAGGGUUCAAAUCAUGAUUCAAUUGUCGGAUAGAAGAGCUGAAUCUAGGAGAUGA
Camellia sinensis is the source of this 1170-nucleotide messenger RNA. NCBI's taxonomy places the organism in Eukaryota, Viridiplantae, Streptophyta, Magnoliopsida, Ericales, Theaceae. The record is from RefSeq and is a predicted model, not a curated record.